Messenger RNA from Schizosaccharomyces cryophilus OY26, 2511 nucleotides. RefSeq names its product G2/M B-type cyclin Cdc13. Gene Ontology annotation, cellular component: cytoplasm; nucleus; cyclin-dependent protein kinase holoenzyme complex. The transcript has 2 exons. The record is from RefSeq and is a predicted model, not a curated record. The coding region runs from base 487 to 1920 and encodes 477 amino acids. Gene Ontology annotation, biological process: G2/M transition of mitotic cell cycle; regulation of cyclin-dependent protein serine/threonine kinase activity. NCBI's taxonomy places the organism in Eukaryota, Fungi, Ascomycota, Schizosaccharomycetes, Schizosaccharomycetales, Schizosaccharomycetaceae. Gene Ontology annotation, molecular function: cyclin-dependent protein serine/threonine kinase regulator activity.
CCAACGUCCUGCCAAAUCUCCUUCAUUACACCUAUUACGCUCAUUUAUUCAAACAAAAACAAAAAGUCGGUUUAGACUGUUGCUACUGUUUGGAGAGCUGGAGGCGAAACAAGAAACGGAACUUUGUUGGUUAAGUAGACAGUUCUGUAUACCUUCAUAAACUCGUUUAAAUACUUUUGACCGAGUUCUUUUGUCAGGUUCUUAUUAUAAACGCCUUUGUGGAUUCCCGGUCGACAAUCGUUUACUGUCCAACGUUGAGACUCCCGUUCUUGAAAGAUUGUUGAUACCUUUGUGAUUUUGCGCUCCCCUUUUGUCUUUCUUUUUCUGCAUAAUAUUAUAUUCUACACAGUCGUGACGUGCACUUGUUUACAAAGUUGAGGUGAUUAUAAUAUUUGUUGUUUUCAAAAAAGAUAACGUGCGUUUUCUUUAUAAAUAUCCUGCUUCAUUCUUUUCUUUGAUUUGUAUUGAUACUCUCGAAUUUUUGUAAUGUCUACUCGACGCCUUACACGUCAGCACAUUUUGGCUAAUGCCUUGAGCAAUAACGAUGAAAACAAUCCAUCAAAGCACCUUUUGCAGUCAUCCGAGAAUGCUAUAAUACCAGGAAAGAAACCCCUGUCCACCUCUACAGCUAAUAAAAAACGUCACGCUUUAGACGAUGUCUCAAACUUCCAUUCCAAGGAAACCAAUAUGCCACUCGCUUCGAAGAGUUCGAAUGUUCGACAUUCUAAUGCUGCUUACCCAAUCCAUCGUCCUCAGGAAAGAAAGGAUACUAUUAAAUCAGUUGAUGACGAACCGGUUUCCAAAAAGCGCCGUCAACCUUCUGCCCUAAGCUCUUUAUCCUCAUUUUCCGCUGCCCAUCCUGUCGAUAUCGUUUCGACUCAGCCUGUAGGGGAGUAUAACACAGACGCCUAUGUUAAAGAAAACGAAGCCCUUUCGAAGAAACUGAAGAAGGAUACUGAAGAUCGCGUUCCACUUCAAGAGAUUCUGCACCAAAAUUCUGCCCUUGAAAAGCCAGAGGUACGGGACUGGGAUGAUUUGGAUGCUGAAGACUGGGCUGAUCCCCUUAUGGUUUCUGAAUAUGUUGUUGAUAUUUUCCAAUAUCUUAAUCAACUGGAAAUCGAAACAAUGCCCUCACCCACAUAUAUGGAUCGUCAAAGAGAACUUGCUUGGAAAAUGCGCGGCAUUUUAACAGACUGGAUCAUUGAAGUGCAUUCGCGCUUCCGUUUGCUUCCUGAGACUUUGUUUUUGGCUGUAAACAUUAUCGAUAGGUUUUUGUCUUUACGUGUUUGUUCUCUAGGUAAACUGCAACUUGUGGGAAUUGCUGCUUUGUUUAUUGCGAGUAAAUAUGAAGAGGUGAUGUGUCCCUCCGUGCAAAAUUUUGUUUAUAUGGCUGAUGGUAGUUAUGACGAGGAAGACAUACUUCAAGCUGAAAGGUAUAUAUUACGCGUUUUGGAGUUUAAUCUUGCAUAUCCUAAUCCUAUGAACUUUUUACGACGUAUUUCUAAAGCUGAUUACUACGACAUUCAAACAAGAACGGUUGCUAAGUAUUUGGUCGAAAUAGCUCUUCUGGAUCAUAGACUGUUGCCUUAUCCUCCUUCUCAACAGUGUGCGGCAGCUAUGUAUUUGGCUCGAGAAAUGCUUGGACGCGGUGUAUGGAAUGGUAAUCUUGUACAUUAUUCUGGAUACGAGGAACCCGAGCUAAUUCCUGUUGUGAAGAAAAUGAUAAAUUAUCUGCAGAAGCCUGUCCGACACGAAGCUUUUUUUAAGAAGUAUGCAUCGAAGAAAUUCAUGAAGGCCAGUUUGUUCGUUCGCGAUUGGAUAAAAAAGAAUUCGAUGCCUUUGGAAGACGAUAUUGAUGAAGACUAUGCGUAUCAUCAACAGCAACGUAUACAUCAUGAUAUGAGGGACGAGAACUGGUAAAUACAUUCUUUUUCUGCUUUGAGAGCCCCUGACCGUAAUGUUGUCCGAGUUUAACUCAGGGAACUGGUUAAUUUAAAUAAUCCUUUUUAGCGUGCAUUUUUAUUAAGUUUUUUUGUUUUAAUCAUUAUUAUCUUGCAUUUGCACGACUAUCGCCCGUAAUGUUUCGUUUUGUUUAGUUCUACCUGCCUAUCAUUAAAGGACUCCCUAGUUACGACAGCAAAAGCGUAUUAUCUAGGCUAUAAUAAUUUAUUUCUUUUGCUUUCGGAGAUGUUAUGGUUUGAUAAUGCUUUAAAUAUAGUGGUUUCAUCGCUCUUACCGGCUUUCCUUUCUCAAAACACUUGAAUCCUUGUUUGAAGAUUUAAUGAUUUCUGGACGGCAUUAGGUACCUAUUUAGUUUCACAGCUUAUUUAAAUUAUAACGUUGAGCUAUAAGGAUGGAGUUUAUUUUCUUCCUCAGAACGACCAGAAGAGUAUGCUCUUAUCGUAUUGUUCAAGAUAAUAGUAAUAAUAAUGAUUAUUUUCUUUAAAUCGUGAACAAGAUAAUGUGAACUAGUGUCAUAAAAAUGCUAGAAUAAGUAGCCAAGGUGAUACU